Messenger RNA from Monascus purpureus, 1803 nucleotides. The record is from the annotation of a GenBank genome assembly. Lineage: Eukaryota; Fungi; Ascomycota; Eurotiomycetes; Eurotiales; Aspergillaceae.
AUGAGUGCGAUUUUGUCUGCAGAUGACCUUAAUGACUUCAUAAGCCCAGGAGUCGCCUGUAUUAAGCCCGUUGAGACUCUUCCUCAGAAAGGGCAAUCACAUCCAGAGGACCCUUACCAGGUAACGACGGAAGAUAAAGUCCAGCACGAGAACCCUCCUCCUGCGCAAAUAUCAUUAACCGACUGUCUUGCAUGUUCAGGAUGCGUCACAUCAGCAGAGGCUGUAUUGAUUUCGCUGCAGUCGCAUUCAGAAGUCCUUAACACCCUUGAUGCAUAUCCGGGGAUCUCCUUGACACGAGACUCAAAUGGGAUUGUUGUUGGGAGUGAGAAUCCAUCUGGAGAAGGAAAGAUUUUUGUCGCGAGCGUCAGUCCCCAAGUGCGGGCCAGCUUAGCUGCAACUUAUGGGAUCACGGAGCAGGAGGCGUCUCAUAUGAUUGAUCAGUUUCUCAGAGGCCCUCAUGGGUUGAGAAAUGGUGGCGCGCAUGGCAAUUGCUUUACCUGGGUGGUCGAUACAAAUAUUAUGCGUGAAGUAGUAUUGGCUCUCACAGCGGAUGAGGUCAUGGAGAUGAAGCAUCUUAGAGAGCCCUCGGCAGCAAGUGACUCAAGCAGCCCUAUCCCACAACGCCCCAUUUUGUCAUCGGCUUGCCCAGGCUGGAUAUGCUAUGCUGAGAAAAGCAAGCCUUUUACUAUACCUCAUUUAUCUCGGUUAAAAUCUCCCCAAGCGCUGACGGGAACCUUCCUUAAAACCAUCUUAAGCAAGGUCUUGGGUGUUCCACCGUCUCAAAUAUGGCACCUUGCCAUCAUGCCGUGUUUCGAUAAGAAACUCGAGGCUAGUCGAGAAGAGCUUACUGAUGUAUCGUGGCAACCAUUAGAAAAUCGGAAGUCGUCAACCCCAAUCCGUGACGUUGACUGUGUUAUUACUUCUCGUGAGCUUCUUACGUUAGCUUCUUCCAGGGGGGUUUAUCUUCCGGAUCUUCCUUUGAGGGCACUCUCUCCAUCUUAUGCUCCUCAUAUUCCCGACCAGAUUCUCGAUUCAUUCUUCUUCUCAAAUCGUUGUCCAUCUAGGCAAACAGCUGAAAGUGGAACCUCUGGGGGCUACCUCUACCAUGUCCUUGCCGCUUUACACUCACGGAAUCCGGGCAGCAAGAUCGUGAUUAAGCCUGGACGGCAUGAUGUAGUAGAAUAUGAGCUAUUGCCUUCGAAAACAUCCACAGGCAAUGACGAAAAGCCCAAGCCCAUUUUCACAGCGGCUCGCUACUAUGGCUUUAAGAACAUUCAAAAUCUUGUCCGAAAGCUGGAGCCUAAGCGAAUGCCAGGCCUAUUGGGGAGAAAAAUGCCCGCUACAGGAAGCCGACGACAGCCAAUAUCCUUGACUUCCUCAAAGGGAGCAGACUACGACUAUGUCGAAGUCAUGGCUUGUCCUGGUGGUUGUACCAAUGGCGGUGGACAAAUACGGAUCGAAGACACGCUGAAGGGGGCUCCACAAGACGGGUCUGAUACAGCGUACAAGCCAUCAUCAGAAGAGAAGCGAGCCUGGUUGAAGACUGUCGAUGAAGCAUACUUUUCUGCGGAAUCGGACUCAGAUACCGAUGGGGAACACCAAUCGGUUGAGUCUUCUCUGACAGAAGCGGAAGAAAAAAACCGGGUGAUCAUGCAAUAUUGGUCUCGUCUGAUGGACGUUCCACUCUCGAAGCUCGUGUAUACCACAUACCGCAAGGUAGAGAGUGACGUGGGUAAGACCAACAAAUCCAAUGAUACAGCCCGCGUCGUCGAGCUGGCUGGAAAGAUUGGGGGCGGCUGGUGA